AUGGAAGAGUUACCAUUUGACGAUGAUAUCGUCAUGAAGGAUUCUGACGACGAAUCCAUAGCGUCAACAAUCAACACCGAACAUGAUUCGGAGGAGCCAUUCAACGUCUCUGCUGUUCUAGCGGCAUGGGAAGUUGAAGGGAGUUUACGGUACCUGAUUGAGUGGGAAGGCUAUGAUUUGUCCGAAGCCACCUGGGAACCCCGAGAGAAUCUGAACGACAUAAUCAUCGAGGAGUGGGAGGAAACAAAGGCACAGCCAGGUUAUGACCUUUAUCAAAAAAUCCGAGAGUGGAAGAAAGCCUGGAAGGCUUCUUACGCCGAAAAGCGCGCCCGCCACGACAAGAGAAACCGACGACGAAUACUUCGAGGAGAGAAGCCCCAUUCAUUCCAGUACAUGAGCGGGUCAUUGGAAUGGGUCAACCGAUUUCCAGAUAGACCGGACGUCAGUGCCUCUGCAGUAUCAAGUCCAUCCGUUGCAGACGGCGAUUCGGAUGCUGGAGUGGGACAACCUCUUCGCCCCUUGUCUGAAAAACGGAAACUCUCAGGCGCCAACCUAAGCGAAGAUCGCUCGCCUAGUACCAGCCGUCGUAACAGUACAUUAUCUGCCUCCAAGUUUCCCCUUGCUCGGGUAGAUUCCACCGCUUCAUCGACCAGUCACAGUCAUACGCAAGUGGCACGGGAACGUCCAAACGACGGCUAUCCGGCAAAUAAGCCGUUGACUAAAAAACCAGCACCAAAGAGCAAUAUUCUUGCAAAAUUCGGUCGCCCUGCAUUGACGAAACGUACCGACGCUGGAACAGGCAGGGGGCAACUAACAGCUCGCAAGACUCAAACCACGCAAGCCUUUACUGGUAAUGUAUUUGCGGGAGGAAAAGAAAGAAAACGGCGCACGACUCUUGCCGAAGCUGCAAAAGACCCAACGAAAACACCCAAAUUUUUCAACUAUCAUCAAAAAAGGCUUGUCGAAAAGGCAGGCCGCGAUCGAGACAGUGCCGCCCCACUAAUGAUGCCCUCCAACCUCAUUUCCUUGAACCCAGCAGAGCGGAAUGUAGAGGCACCGAACAUCCCAAAUCUUGGAGCCAGUACAAACGAUAGCCCAGCAGGCGAUAGCGUCAAACGUGCUCGCCAACAUGCCAGUUCACCUCAAGCCCCCGGUCAGAAGUCACAGACCAAGCCCAAGAACUCUAUUAGCUGGGGGACGGUCGAAAAGAUAACUUUCCAAGAACGGACAGGGUCUGACAGGGAACGUAGUCUCUUCUUGCGUGAGGAUACUGUUCCUCUGGAGGCUCCAUGGGUUGUGAAAGAAGAAUGGGAUAUUGAUACACUGCCUGCCGAAGACCCUUCUCCAGCCCCAACGAGUCAGCCAAAGGCCUCCACGACUCAGCCAAAAGUACUGAACGAUCGGACUUGUGGGAACGAUUAUGUUGAUCAACGGGAUGCAAAUCCUUCGAAUAGAACGAUCAGCAUAGACGUACAAUUUGGUCCAGGCACCCGGGAAAUCAUACCAGUGAUCUUCCAGAGACGUGAGCCUCAGAACGAACUAUCUUGGCCUGCGAUAUUUGAGAAUAUGCCCACAUUGAUAUUCUCACACACUUGCAUGGCUCAGGAUUUCCUGUCCCAGGAGAACUUCCUGGUUGCCGACAAGUUGGGCAAUGGCCUGGUGGUAAGCGAUGAUGGCGGAACUGGUCUGGAUGCUGUUGCAAACUGGCUUCGGGUCAGAUCACUAGUCGCAAGCACAAGCACAAGCACAAGCGCACAAGCACAAGCACAAGCACAGGCCCAGACGGCCGUAACUGUCGAACCCCCUUCACUACAGUACUAUCUAUUUCGACCAGCUCCUCACUUUACCACCCGCUCGCUCGCUCCAGUCAUACUCCCAGAGGGCCUCGAUACUGGAAAGCUACUGCCAAAAAUGACAUCGACGGUCUUUGAUCGCAUGCUAGGGUUUCGGUAUGAGCAGCUAUUGACAGAGGAAGCCCUCGCGAAGCCCCCUGGCAAGCACAUGUUCUUUCUUGCGUUUCCAGGGAACACCGCACAAGACGCUCAGUUUCUGGACAGAUGGCUCCGAAACUGUAAUCCUAAGUGUAGGAUCUUUUAUUCAUCCAUCCCUGGAGAUUGGCAGAAAUUUCUGCGGCUAGAGCAUGGGGUGGCCAUCAUCCACGAGGAAGCGAUUUGGUCUAUUCGUUUGUUUCCCCACGUCAACAAAUUGCUCUACCCAUCGAGCAAGUUCAAUUUUGUACUCUUUUCGAAAUCUCUGCAACCUUCACCCUUAUAUCCCUCACUCGCGCAGCCAUGUAGAGCCGGAGACGUGACAUUGCAGCCUCUCGGUGGACAGAGAAGGGCCGCGAUACUGGUCACACCUAGCUUUAUCAUUUCACAGCCACAACAAAUUUGGAAUUUCUUCAAGUGGUUUUAUAAGGCCUGGAAGAAUGCUCGUAGUCACUUUUCACUUGUCAUUUGCGCUGACUUUGAUGGCUGGCUUCUCGAGAUAGCUGCCGAGAAAGAGAAGGCCUGGUCACGUUUGACCAACCGGCUUCGGGAUGACCAAAAAGAACGGGUUACUAAAGAAGUUGAAGCGCUAUACAAGGUCAAAGAAUGCGUUCGAAAUCUUCAAGACAUGUCAAGUGAAGAGCAGCCCGGAAUCAUCCUGGGUCCAGAAUUGAUCGACAGGAAUGACGAGCAGAGUCUGGUCAAUUGGUUCGGUUGGUGGUCUGUCAUGAAUCUGGAUCGAUACCGGAGGUUCACCGUUAUUGGAUCCAGCACGACGGAUGUUGGGAGACUUACAUACUGCACCACCAGACCUGAUUUUAUUACUUCCAGCUCGUCACAAGACGUCGAGCGAACCGAAGCACUGCUAUUGUCCAUACAACAUGAAUCAGAAGCCCAACAUAGAUUCCAGAUGGUUCCUGAUGACACUAGUGUGUCGUUGGAAAACUAUUUGAACAGGUUAUCUGAUCGAAAUCAGAAACAAUACAAUUUGGCAAUUUACACACGGCCUGUUGGCUACUGGGACGAAGCGACGUCCGGCGUGCAUCCCGACGACUUUGGAACUUACAGCGACUGCAUUCAACAGUUCAAAGAUAAGAUAGCACGCCGUACUGCUAAGACCAUUGUGGUACUGUGUUACACGGUGGCGGAGAAGUCGAGUCAUGGUGGAGCACUGAGAGAUGUCGGAAGAAAGCGACGGCCUUGGUUUGUUGUAUACAGGCCCAUGAACCUCCAAAUGCUCCAUUGGAAGGAGGCAGAGCUUAUCAUCUGGGACCCUCUUGCAAAGAAAGCAUUUCACGAUGAUACAGACAUGUAUGAGGGGGAUCUCAUCGAAGCACAGCGGAUAAUAAUACAAAGACUUCGUAGAGAGCACGACAUGUUGCCGCUCAACCGCAUCUGGAUCGGAGGGUGGGAUACUGACCGGCCAUCCUCGGUCGACCCUCUUGAUACCACACUCCAAACUUUGGAGAGGUUGUUGCUGGAUUGGAGGAAUAACGUUCCCAUACCGGUGCCCGCCAUGUGGAACAAGGGGUGGAAAUGGGUUCAGAGAGGACAUGCUCCUUUCCAGCCGCGAACACGGUCUCCUUCUCCGGAACCAAUGGACGUCGAUACUGCACCGGAAGAGACUGACACCAACACGGCAGAUGAAGUGUCAAAAAUAGUAUUUGACCCUCCUCGAGCGAUGAAGCCGAAUGGGAAAAUGACCUGCAAAAACAGGUUCUUUCAGUCUUGCAUGUAUGAAAAGGUUCGUGGGGCUCCGAAAGGCGCUUUGGAGUACCGGUUUGAACCAACAAUGCAAUGGUACAAGCGCCAGUUUGAGGAAGGCAGUGGGUUCGAGCACAUAAAUUUUAUGACGUGGGAGGAGGUCUUUGCAAAGUACAAGAUCGAGAACCCUAAGGAGGUUCGACGUGAUGUCAGAUGA
Fusarium pseudograminearum CS3096 is the source of this 3909-nucleotide messenger RNA. RefSeq lists its product as uncharacterized. The record is from RefSeq and is a predicted model, not a curated record. Lineage: Eukaryota; Fungi; Ascomycota; Sordariomycetes; Hypocreales; Nectriaceae. The transcript is spliced from 2 exons. Bases 1 to 3909 code for a protein of 1302 amino acids.